UGUGGCAACCGAAAGUGUUUUGUAUAUCAUAGUUUUAUUUUUUUAUUUUUUCUCUUUUUUUUUUUUUUUUGGUGCUUUAUCAAUCUAUUUUUGGGGGGCUAAUCUGUCGAAAACCCCCAGCGAUCUGUGUGCAUUCUGUCGCGGCCUGGGAGACCAUCACUCCAGUGGGUGAAGUGGCCGGAAUGGAUAGCGAAUCUUAUCAACGGGAUUGUGGUUCUCACGCUGGCUCUAGCUUUAACCCAGUGGUAUCAGUUACCAGCGGGUGAAACGUAAACAAACGACGCCCACGAAACCGACAAAAAAAAAACCGAGUGUAGAGAACCCGAAGUCCUGGCCAGCCAGCCGGCAGACGUUUGCCCACUGGCCUCGCGUUCGCUUCGUUAAACCAGCAGCAGCGGAGUCAUGGCCUCCUCAUCAUCAUCAUCAUCAUCAUCGUCAUGGGAUUACCCGCCGAUGCUGGAGGGAUUACGUGGGGAAAAUGACUCGGAAUCAACGCUGGUCAUGAUGCCGUCACAGACAACUCCUGCAUAUAGCUUCACGCCCGGUCACAUCCUCUGGCUGGUGAUCAAUGCUCUGCUGUUUGCCUUGAUCCUCGGUGGAAAUAUCCUAACCAUAGUGGCGGUUAGAACCUGCCGACAUCUGCGCUCGGUCAUCUCCAACCUGUUUAUUCUCUCCCUGGCUGUUUCCGACUUUUGUGUGGGUCUGGCUUUGCCCUAUCACCUGGUCUUCUACAUGGGCUCUGGCGGCGAUGGUAUUGGCGCCAUGCGAGCUCCUUGUUUACUGAGAUUUUUCUUACUAAUCUGCGCCUGCUGUGUGUCCAUGCUGACGCUCAUCUCCAUAGCUGUGGAUCGUUAUAUAGCAGUGGUUUAUGCUUUGCAUUACAGGAGAUACAUGACCAGGCGAGUGGCCUACAGCAUCAUCAUUUGCAACUGGUCACUGGGCGCCUUGGUGGCUCUACUUCCGGUAUUUUGGAAUCGCUGGCCCGAUGCCCAGGCCUGUGAAUUUGAUGAGGUCCUGGCACCUGGUUAUAUAGCUGGGGUAAUUACCCCUGGAUUUGUCAUCAUUUGGAUUUGCAUGCUUCUCGUUUACUGGCGAAUCAUGAGGGAGGCCACCCGGCAGGCCCAGAGACUCCGUCAGUCGGUGGUUUACAAUACGGAUGAGGCCACCACCAUGCGGAGUCUGAUACUCCAUCCGGACUGGAAGAGUGUCCAGAUAGUGGUCUUUAUCAUGGGCUGCUUUACCAUUUGCUGGCUGCCCUACUUUUGUGUGGCCAUUGCCCAGUUGUUUAGCAUGUGCCGGAGCAGUUCGAUGAUCUACAAGGUUACCUUCUCCCUGGCCAUGGCCAAUUCAGCCCUGAAUCCCAUUAUUUACUCGUGGAAGAACUCGGGUUUCCGGCGAGCCUUUGCCCAGACGCUGUGCUGUCGGACGGCCAGGCAGUGCGAGGAUCAGCUGCCUGGUGAGAGUAAGCAGCGCAUGGAGGGCACUAACUCCUCCAUGGGGUAUCAGCAGCAGCAGCAGGAGGUCAAGAGGGAGGUCAAAGAGGAGAUCAACAAGAAGGAGAUCAAAGAGGAGGUGAAUCAGGAGGUGAAGCAGGAGAUGAAGCAGGAGAUGAUGAAGUUGGAAUUAAAAAUGGAGAUCAAGGAGAUCACAAAAUGAAAGAGAAACCUCUGUUCCAUCGAAAAAAAAAACCAAAAAACCUGUUUUUUAAGGGGGGGUUUAGGUUAAAUCGUUAAAAACAAACAUUUUUA
Molecule: messenger RNA, 1748 nt
Organism: Drosophila kikkawai
Lineage: Eukaryota; Metazoa; Arthropoda; Insecta; Diptera; Drosophilidae
Gene: mAChR-C
Product: muscarinic Acetylcholine Receptor, C-type
Biological process (GO): chemical synaptic transmission; G protein-coupled receptor signaling pathway, coupled to cyclic nucleotide second messenger
Cellular component (GO): dendrite; plasma membrane
Molecular function (GO): neurotransmitter receptor activity; G protein-coupled serotonin receptor activity
Source: RefSeq, a predicted model, not a curated record